GCCCCCUUCGUCCUCUUCUUCCUCCGUCUGGAGGCAGGGAGUGCAGGACGGAGACCGGAAGCAGGCGUAGUCUUCGGCGCUGGAAAGUCGAGAGCCGUCCUCUCCAGCUUGAUCGCCCCGGUGAGAAUGCCCCUCGGGCUGGAUGAUGUCGGGCGGGAUCCGACAGACCCGACUGGUUUCCGCCUGGCCUUAGCCUUGGGUCCGCAUACGAGCGGGUCAUAAAACUCGUAACCCGACUCGUAUGCUGGACGGUAACCCCUGCCCCGUAUUGCCAAACGGCUGUACAUGUCCGCUGGGUUCAAAUAGGCUCGUUCGUUCUGUCACGGUUCGUUAACACAAAAGAGAACCCAAACGCAGACAAGACGUACAAAAUAAACUGAAGGUUUAUUUAAUAAACAAACACAAAAACCCACGUGGGGGUAAAACAGGUGAUGAACACAGAAGCAGUAACACAAAACCAGGAACAAACAUGAGAUACAAAAUAACAAAAGACUCUGAGAAUGAGAUUCAGGCAACCCGGAUGACGGGAACUAAACACACUGAAUCUGGACGAACGAACGAGCACACGACAGAGAACGAGAGGGCAUUAUAAAGACACAACACAAAUGGGGAACAGGUGAACAUAAUUAAUUACUCAAGACUACAUAAGGGAGUAGGGUAAAAGUGACAAGACACUGGGAACACGUGACACCAAACCAUGAUGUGACUUCACGUGUCCCCACACAAAACAAUGCUGCCAUGAUCUUGCCCUCUGAGAUCAGACCUGAAUCUCACACAAAGGUCUGGCAAGACCAUGACAGCGACAAGACAGUGGGAACAUGUGGAAGCCACAUACACAAUAUAACUCCACGUGUCCCCACACAGAACAUAGUACUGUCAUGGUCUUGCCAAAUGCACUCAGACCUUAAUCUAAUACAAAGGUCUGGCAAGUCAUGUUCCACCUCAACAUGGAAAACAAGGAUGUUUGUCGGAUGUCCCUCAAGCAGGAAGCGCACAAACAUCAUCAAACACUAUUUGAUAGACAGGUCAGUCUCUCAUCAAUAAUGAACACAUUUGUCACGACACUUCUUGUUUUUUUGGCACUUUCGCCAUGUUUAAGCAAGGUCUCGCGCUUAAAAUGUGCGGAUUCCGCCACCAACGCCGUUUUACUUGCAAACUCCGUUUCACAGGAUUUACAGUAAACACUGUAACAUCGAGCCGUUUUCAUAGCAGAGCCACUCGUAAUCUUCAAGCCACUCUCUUCAAAAGGUUUAACGUUAAGCCUUAUUUUCCAGUGGUGAAGUUGCAUUUAAAUCCGGACCGUCGUUAUGAAUUAAUAUAGUAGUAAAAUUGGCUGUAGUCGGCUCGUUCUCUUCAUGCUCGCAGUUCGUUUUUUCACAUUUUUGCGCUUUGCGUAUGAACGUGUGUUUCUUGGAUAUUAUUACAACAAGCGGUGUAUCAACAACUCAGAAAUGUAGGUGAACAACUAGAAAAAUAACACUUGAUGAUAAUGAAACUUUUAUUUUUUCAUGGACGCACGGACUUUCAUCCGACUGUGCGGAGUGCCCGUUAUGAGGCGGAGUUUACUGUGUCUAUUAGUUAUUAUAUUUCAUUACGAGAUUAAAUUGAUGAUUUUUGUCAAUACACCAACUACAUUGACUCAUUUUACUAGCAUGUUAUUUUGACAAAAUAAAACCUUUUAAUUUGCGUGAGGAAACUGGCAUUUUUACGCACACUUAUGUCAUUGGCUAUAUGCCACUGCUGUAAUGGCUUAUUGCACUAUUACUCUUAACAGUUAUUCGAUUGAUUGAUUGUCAAUUUUUAAAUGAUCAUCGAAUAUGGGAAAUUGCAUAAUUUGACAUCCCUAACAGCCAUCUUAGGGACAGGCAUGGUGGCAGCCAUCUUGGAGACAGACAUGGUAUUAGUUGGCUAUGGUAAAAUAGGCAGGACUUGAGCUGGCUUUAUAUGUGUCUGGCUUGACAAACCUGGCAUCCAAGGGUAUGGCAGCACAUAAAACUGCACCCACAAAAUCCGCCAACAAACAGUCAUAAUCCAGAGGUACAAAUUUGUUUAGUGUGGAGUCGAGUCCCAACCAGUGUCUGAGAUGCCAAACUCCAAAAUCUAGCAGUGAAAUCUUGAACAGAUCCAUUACCUGGUGCAUAGAACUUAAUCCAUCUGCUAGAUCCAUGGUCUUGGUAAAACAAACUUCCGCUGGAUUCUGGGUAGGCAAAGUAUUCUGAAACGUGCUGAGACUGAUGGUAGAAUCCAAGUGCAGAAGUUUAUUAAUAAAGUCAGGCAAACAAGACAAAAGGGUAAUCCAAAGACGUAAUCCAAGGAACAGGCAAACAGGUCAUAACAUGAACAAGGCAACAUGAAACAAUAAACAAAUGGGAAGGCUUGGUAAUGCAGCUACAACUAACAAUACAUCACAAUGUGUUCUUCUUCUUCUUUUGUGUACUGGCGGACUGGUGAACUGAGCACAUACCGCCACCUAUUGUUCCAUAUUAUCUAUUACCUCAUUUCAUAUAUAGGAAAAAAAAACAGAAUUUCAGUAUAAGCUGACGCUGGGACUCCAGCACCUCCAGCCUAUACACGGAACGCUGCCGAAUCAAAACUGCCCUUAAAAAUGUUUAAAUCCUAUACUCUAUUCCUGUACUAUAUAUGAAUUCCAUUAACACCCUAUUAACUUCCACUCCUAAUAUAUACCUCAAAUCUAAAUCAAAGAAUGAAUACAAAGAUCUAACCAUUUUUGAUAGGUGUCCUCCUGCACUUUGUGAAACAGCUUGAGGUAUUCUUUGCAGGGCAAGGCCUUUUCACUGCAAACACAUCUUUGUGUGCACACUUCUGUGCAUAAUUUAUGUCAAAACAGUGGUUUGUAAUAAACAGGACCACUUCACAACCUCUUUGGACAGAGAUGGCUGCCCUCAGUCUCGAUUACCUGAAGGGACAUGAAUUGUCCAGUUUGCAUGGACCAAUUACUGAUGAACCAAACAUCACUCCCUUAUAUGACUAUAGUGACUACUACAGUGAAGGUCUUGAUCCAUCUGUGUUAUCCUGUGAUUAUGGAGUUCAUGCAUCCAACAUCCUGCCUGUGUUAUACUCUCUGUUCUUCGUGAUGGGUCUGCUGGGUAACCUGCUGGUGUUAUGGGUGAUGUUGAUGGGUGUAAAGCUGAGAAGCAUGACUGACAUCUGUCUUCUGAACCUGGCUUUAGCUGAUCUCCUGCUGGUCUCCUCUCUCCCGUUCCUGGCUCACUAUGCCAGAGAUCAGUGGGUCUUUGGAGGCCCCAUGUGCACCAUGGUUUUAGGCGUCUAUCACAUUGGAUUCUACAGUGGGAUUUUCUUUAUUGUAAUGAUGAGUGUUGACAGAUAUUUAGCUGUGGUUCAUGCUGUGUUCGCACUGAAAGUCAGAACAAAGACAUAUGGGAUCUUAGCCAGUGUGGUCAUCUGGAUUAUUGCUGUUGCAGCAUCGUUUCCUGAGCUUAUUUACCUUGAAAUCAGUAAACACAAUAAUAAAACAUACUGUCAGUCUUACCCAACAGAUGAUCACACCUCUCACCAUUAUGCAAACACUGUUGGUAUCAUUAAGAUGAAUGUUUUGGGACUAAUUAUUCCACUGUGUGUAAUUGGAUUUUGUUACUCAAUGAUUCUUCAUAGACUCCCAACAGUUCGCUCUUCCAGGAAACAGGCUGUAAGACUUGUCAUUGUAGUGAUGGUUGUCUUCCUCUGCUGUUGGGCUCCAUAUAAUAUUGCAGCUUUUGUGAAAGCAUUGGAGCUAAAUAAACUCAUAGAGCCAUCCUGUGAAAAAAGCAAAGCAAUCACUCUUAGUCUUCAGAUCACAGAAGCUCUGGCUUACUCACACAGCUGCUUGAAUCCCAUUCUCUAUGUGUUUGUAGAACAGAAAUGUAGGAGGCACCUUUUCAGACUCAUGAACAAAACACCCAUCAGCAGAUUACAGUUCAUGAAGAGAUACCUUACACAGGCUACAGGAUCUGUUUAUUCACAGACUGCCAGUGUGGUUGACAGACAUACUACAGUAGUGUGAAUGAAAUAAAUCCCCAAAUAUCAUUAAAAAGCCACUUGCUUGAUAGUUUAAAGGAAAUUUGACAUUCCUUUUGUGAGUUAUUUUACUUUGGCAUUCUGUAAGUGAAUGUUUAUGGUUCUGGUCAGAAUAGGAUGUAAAUAGCUGGUUAAAGAUGCUUAGUUGUGUAAUUGCCUUCAAUACGUAUUGUUUGGCUUUCUUCAAACAUGCUAGAAAUAUGAUCUCAACCAUGAUUAAACUGUAUGAUAUGUGUUUAAAGCCUUAAAUAACUUAUGUUUUUAGUCUUAUUCAGUGUUUUUGCUCAAUAAUAAUGAAUGAUUGUUAAGAGAUUGUUUCAGUCCAAAGUCACAAUGACAGAUGGGACUUCAAUAAUUGUUUGCAAUAAAAAAUAAAUAAAACAAUUUACAAGCUAAAAUUGCAUCAUUGUAGGACAAUAGGUUACAAAAAGUAUGCUCUUUUUUAAACCAUGGUUCAGGACCCACUUGUAGGUCUCACGCAUUCUCACAUAUUUCCCUCUUUUAUUUAAAAAAUAUGUUGUUGGGUCCUGGGACAGAUUAUACCUAUUUUGGGUGGGUUGCAAAAUAAAAAGUUUGGAAACCAGUGCUCUAUAGUACUUGAGGUAAUCUUUAUAACACCAAGUAGAUCCAAAUAACUAAUCAACAAGUUUCAUAGAUUAUUUAACUUAGUAAAUCUAGAAGGAGUUUAGACGCAUUGUUUCUCGUGAGGAUGUCUGUUAAAAUAUAUUUACAUGCCUUUGGAUGGAGAUUAAUUGAAUUAUAAUUCAGUUUAAUUUACAAUAUCUUUGGUAAAGUAUACUAAUAUAACAAAAUAACAUGGAUAAGAUUUUUUUCAAUAGUUGGUCUUCUCACAAUUUAGGUCAACAAUUUUUCUGCAUCUCACAUGUUUUUGAACAAAAAAUUAGCAAAUGCUGAGUUGUUGUUGCAGCCAUGGGUUAACCUAAUGCAUGUCAGUGCAUGUAAUCUUAUGUAACGUCAUACUACCAAAACAGAAAAUAGUGUUGUAGUCUUGACAAGUUAUUAUACAAGUUAUUAUAUUCUGCAAUGUCCAUGAACUUUUAUCCAACACUGCCACCAACUGUUAUAAGAGGCAAAUAACAACAAAUAAUAAACUCAUCAAAACUGUAAAAUAACACAAAUAUAACAAUGGGAU
Molecule: messenger RNA, 5188 nt
Organism: Paramisgurnus dabryanus
Lineage: Eukaryota; Metazoa; Chordata; Actinopteri; Cypriniformes; Cobitidae
Product: C-C chemokine receptor type 5-like
Biological process (GO): positive regulation of cytosolic calcium ion concentration; G protein-coupled receptor signaling pathway; calcium-mediated signaling
Cellular component (GO): membrane; external side of plasma membrane
Molecular function (GO): C-C chemokine binding; C-C chemokine receptor activity
Source: RefSeq, a predicted model, not a curated record